Colossoma macropomum (tambaqui) is the source of this 4326-nucleotide messenger RNA. RefSeq lists its product as uncharacterized. Bases 542 to 1189 code for a protein of 215 amino acids. The transcript is spliced from 2 exons. The record is from RefSeq and is a predicted model, not a curated record. NCBI's taxonomy places the organism in Eukaryota, Metazoa, Chordata, Actinopteri, Characiformes, Serrasalmidae.
AGAUACAAAUCGCCGCCGUAAAUCAGACAGGAAUCACGUGCAGCUCGAAUCAGAUCAGAUCUGUGUGGAACCGCAGUGUCCGAGCUGUCUGCGCUACCUGAACGCAGCCUUGACGCACACACGCAACAGGAGCGGAGAGUGGAGCUGGUAGAUGUUUUGAUGCUAGCUUACCAGCUAACCUUUUUCGCGUACUGGGGCAAAAUUCGCCACUACGGUCAGGGUUGGGAUACGAGCAAGCUCAACGUCAGAUUGACAGUGGGUGGGAACGCCCUCGUUUAUUGUGCACUUAUGGUCAGGAUUCGAUCCAGCUAAAUGGAUUGAUUGCGUCUCACUCAAGUGAGCUACUCAUGGCCUUUUCCAAAGAGACACUUCUCCUUUAGUAGAGGUACAUAUAUGUCCAGCUACUAAGCAGGAUAUCAUUCUCUGAAUGUUGUCCCGUUCACUACAGUGCUGUAAUUUAGGGCAGCUGUUGGAAUAAACAGUUCAGUUUGGACUAUCUGCACCCAGGUUUUCAAUUCUUACCCACUUCUAGAAGGUCAGGAUGCCACGGUCCAAAGAAAUUUCCGAAGACCUCCGCAAAAAAGUGGUCGAGGCUCAUCAGUCUGGAAAAGGGUACAAGCUAAUUUCCAAGGCUCUGGGGCUCCCCAAGACAACAGUCCGAUCCAUACUGUGCAAAUGGAAGCGCUUCGGGACAGUCGGGAAUCGACCCAGGAGUGGCCGUCCCCCCAAAAUCUCUCCGGGAACGAGGCGGGAUAUCAUCCGCGAAGUGAUGAAAAACCCUUGCACCACCUCCAAGGAUCUGCAGGCCACUCUGGCCUCGGCCAACAUCCGCGUUCAUGACUCCACCAUCAGGAGGAUACUGGGAAUUCAUGGAAGACCAACUCUAAGUGGCCUUGAGGAUAGCAUGGAGUUAAAAGCCUCCUCUGAGGAAGAGGGGGGCAUCCAAGAGACUUCAGAAAAGUUGUCCGACAUUUCGGAUGAGUUUAAUCGAGACGUAAAGGUCGAAGAAGACCAGAAUGACUCGGAAUACGAUCCCGUCGUGGUUCCCAAUGACGAAGAGGAGAAUUUGGAUGAAGGUGAAGCUGCUGGCCAGGAUGGUGAAGACUAUCGUGGUGGUGGUGGUGCUGGUGAUGACAACAAUGAGAAGCGUACCGAAAGUGGAGAUGACACUGACAGUGACUGGUGGUGAGAUAAUCACCUUGGUGGAGAGGUCAGUUGUGGCCAUGGUGGUGAUGCCAACAAUGGUGGAAGUUGUGGUGGUUUGGAGACUGAAGAGGACACAAGAACUUUUUUACUGAUAGCACAAAGCUAGCACCUAACCUAAACCGAGUCUGACUCACAAUGGUUAGGAGAACCACCAAAAUUUCUGAACACUGGGGCGGGGUGGGGGUUAAGGUACCAAACUACACAUGUGGUGAGUGAUGUCAUGGUAUGCCUUCUUGGCAAUUUAGCCAGUUCUUGAAGUGAUAAAGUAGAAAUCAGUCAUCUAACUGAUGAGAUGAUGUACAGUACAUGCAAAGGUGCUUACAGUUUGAAGUAGAAUGGCACUAAAGGUAGGGCUGUUAUUUAGAGCCCUUAAGAGUUUAAUUAGUGAGGAUUUUAGGGCCGAUGACACUACCAGUCAAAAGUUUGGACACACCUGAUUGCAUGUUUUUCAAGUUUUUUUUUGAGGCUUUGUGGUCUAAAACUUUCAGAGCUGCUUAUGUUUGAAUUUAUGUCAAGUACAUUUUAAUUUAGAACUAGCAAAAUGUGCAAUUGGAGAAAAAGCAGAGUUGAUCAUUACAUUAUGCUAAUUUAUGUUUCCGUUAAAAGUUAAAAAGGUGUCAUGUCUCUCCUCGUUAAUGCCUUUCAGCCAGUCGUUUUUGGUGUGACCAUGUAGGGUGGGGUCUGUUUGGUAGAAGGCCAAUAUUAAUGAUUGGAGCAAGUCCAUAUGAACUAUUUCAUAGUUAAAAAGAUAAUAAAUAAACAAAACCUGUUCUGUGAGUGGGCGUGUCCAAACUGUUGACUAAUUUUUGGUGAUGUAUACUGGACCAAUGUUUGUUCCUUGUAUCUGGCUAAAAUAGCUGGAUGGAAAAAACUUUGAAACAAGCUUAGCUUGGCUUAUUCAUGAGUUCUCAAGCAAAAAAUGCACAAAACGACAUAAAAGUCAUAAAAUUUUCAUAAGCAUGGCUGUUACUAACUAUGAGACACCAAAGCUCAGUUACGUUCUUAAACCGAUAGCGAAAGGUCCAUGAAAAGUCUAAGAUACAGUUUACAAAUGCAGCCAAACAUUCUGAAUGGAGUCGAACAGCCAAGACAUGUUUGGUAACAAGCUUGCUCGAAUAAUUUUGCACUGGAGGCUAAUGUCACUUUUAUUAUAAAUAUGGACAUCACAUACAGGUGUGUGCAAAACAUUUUUUUAAUAUAUUUUUUUCAAUAUGUUAAAUAGAAAUUGUGCACCAAAUUGGAGGAAAAUGCCAUAUUUAGCAUAUUUUGCGUAGCUAAUAACAUCUUGAAGCCUGAAUUUUUCCGUUUUUUUUUUUUUGGUUCAUAUUUAUGGAUAACAGUAUUACAGUGUUACUUUAGCAAGUCUAUUUGAGAUUAUGUAACAACUCCACUCAGUUUAGAACAAAUUAUGAUUUAGGCAUGGAGUUAGCACAAUGCUAAUUGGUGCAAAUCUAUAAGUAUUAAUUACUUGUUAGCUACGUUAGCCAUGUAGCUCCAAUACAGCACUAAAGAAGCAAACUUCAGACACCAAACAUGUCUUGGCUGUCAUUUUGGUUAAGGGGGAAAUUGUGUAAAUGUGUUUUCUAUUUAUUUAUUUAUUUGCAUUCCCCUCAUGGCUAUGUUUCACUUAGACCGUUGAAGUCAUGUUGUCGUUCUGUAGGCGGCACCAUGCCCUUAUUCUCAUAUAAGGAACUGCGGGUCUAAAAGGAAUUUCUCUGUGAGAAGAAUGAAUGAGGUUUUCGAAAAUUACUGCUGUGGCAUCCUGUGGUAAUCAAAAAUGUUCCAAAGCUGAUAUGUUUUGUCUGAUGCACAUUUUAAUUUUCAAUAUCCCUGGAUGUGAAUAUUGAUAUAUUUAAGAUAAUGCUACUGUGCACUGAAUUGACAUCAUUAGACUGACAGCUUCCUUAAAAAACGUGCAAACCGACAUGCUUUGCCAGUGUGGUAGCCCUACAAGCUGACCUUAAAUGAUGCAAUAGUUACAUUCUGGCACCUGGGGCGCUAUAAUAACUGCUGCACCACUUAAGGUGGAACGGGAAAUUUGAACAAGAAGCUGGUGAAUAAGAAGCUGAAUUCAGCUUUGUAGUUUUAAUGCUGGUAGUAUUUUUUUUUUAUUUGAUUUUUCCCAAUUUUCUCUGCAAUUUAGUUGUAUCCAGUUUCACCCACUUGUUAGGACUCCCCCAAUCACACAAUACCACCAGCGGAGGGUGAAGGCCAGCACAGGCUUUCUCUGAGACUUGUUAAGCGCAUCUAUUCGAACUGUCGCUAACGUAACGUCCGUGGACAGCUGAACGUGCUUGGAGGAGAACGCUAACCGCUGGUAAUGCUGGUAGUAUUUUUUGAUAAGGUGAUUUAAGCUAGCGAAAUAUCCUGCCCAGAGGUUUUACGGAGCUGCCCAUAAAUAUGCGCUACGGUAGGUCCGUGUAGCUUAGUGACGUGAAAUUGUAGCGCAGGAGCGUUAGCUUGCUUGUUGCAACAUUAAUAUUACGACUCUUUAAAGACCUUGUAAUUCAGAAGAUCUGAUGUUAUACAGGAGAAAAAUGUACACGGUAAAACGUAUCGAGUUUGAACUUUUUUAUCUACCACAGGGUGCGCUAGAGGCAAAUUUUAAAAAACCCAUUCAUUCUGGCCAUAGGGAAACCCGGAGUUUCAAAUAUGGGCAUAACGCAGACUACAGAAUGACCCACUACUUCAGUAGUCUAAUGGUUAGCAGAAUCCUUAUUAUUGUUUCCUCCAACCAAACCAAAAAUGAGAUUUGUAACUAACACUUGGAAUAAGAUACAUGCUGAAAUAGCAUUGAUGUUUGAAGCAUUGUCCUUGUUUAUAGCUCAUUAUUUCGAAUUACUUGUAUAAAAAGUAAGUUUGACUGAUUCCUAAAGUUCUGUAAAUAACUUGUACAUGUUUAUGUAUUUCUGUAUUGGACGAGGCCUUCGGGAGGCGCGGAGACGAGAAUUUGUCUUGAGUUCCGUUAUAAAGGAACUGAGAGGUCAUGCUCUGUUGUUCUUUUUGAGCUAUGAAAGAGGUAUGCUUGUUAUUUUUGUGCCAAACCAACCUUUUCAAGGUUGUUAAAGAUUGUCCUGUUUUUCUUCCCUCAAAUAAAAUGAUUAUCUUUGGGUUGUAAAA